UAUAAAUGCAUAAAAGCAUCGUCAGAAGCUGCAAUACUACAAUGGAGCUCACGUGGGAUGUCAUUGUACUGGCUGCCUGCAGCUUCCUCAUUCCUCUCGUCUUCCUCCGCAACGCUAAGAAGCACCGGCGGCGGCGCGCGCCCCCUGGGCCGGCCACCGUACCCAUCAUCGGGAACCUGGCAUGGCUAGAGUUGCGCCACGGGUGGAUGGAUGAGAUGAACAUCCUGCGACGGAUGCACUCGCGCUUUGGCCCGCUGCUGAAGGUCCGCCUGGGUUCCUCGGAGCAGGUGAACGUGAUGGACCGCCGUCUCGCACAUGCCUUGCUCGUGGAGCGUGGCGCCGCGGUGGCUGACCGCUCGCCGCUGCUGGUGUCCACCGACAGGUUCGGAGUCUUCGACUCUUUCAGCAUACACGUGUCCAGCUACGGCCCGCGGUGGAGUGUUCUCCGCCGCAACUUCGCGGCGGAGAUCGUGAGCCCAGCGCGCUUCCGGCAGAUGGCGGCCUCGCGGGAGCUGGCGCUUUCCGGCCUCAUCCGGAAGCUGCAGCUGGAGGAGGGCGGCGUCGUCUGCAGGGACGCGUUCCAGCACGCCAUGUCCAGCCUCUUCAUCGCCAUGUGCUUCGGCAAGGUCCUCGACGACUCGUCUGUGGACAGCAUCGCCGUCGCAGUGCGCGACUUCGUCCUCCACGACGACGGGUCGGAGACGGGGAUGGCGAAAUUCUUGUUCCUCCCUGCUCUCACCACGCGACUCUUCCGUGACUUCGUGCGGGAGAGGGAAGCCAAGCUCCAAAAGCUGGAAACCGUGUAUUGCCUGCCAUUGAUCCAUGAGCGGAGAGAGCGCAGGAAGAAGCAGCAGACGCAGGAGCUGGAGCACCCGCACUGCUACGUUGACACGUUGCUCGAUCUCAGGCUCGGCGAGGGACGACAAGACGGUGGCCGCCCUCCUCUCACAGACCACGAGAUAGCUAGUCUGUGCAUCGAGAUCCUCAUCGUUGGCUCAGAUCUACCUGGGACGGCGCUGGAGUGGACCAUGGCGGAGCUAGUAAAGAACCCAGGCGUGCAGGACAAGCUCUACGAGGAGAUGAUGAAAGCCAAAGGCACUGGUGGUGUUGUUGCUGCAGGUGGCGUGCCGUUCUCGGAGGAUGACUUGCCCAAGAUACCCUACCUGAGAGCGGUGGUGCUGGAGGGUCUCCGGCGCCACCCGCCGGCGCAGCAGAUGCCGCCACGCAGGGUGAGGGAGGACGUGGAGGUGGAUGACUACGUGGUGCCCAAGGGCUCAGCGAUCAACUUCAUGCUGUACGACCUAGGCAUGGACGACGCCACGUGGGACCGCCCAGCGCUCUUCAUGCCAGAGAGGUUCCUGCCCGGCGGGGAAGCUGAGGAGUUGGACAUCACCGGCGCCAAGGAGAUGAAGAUGAUACCGUUUGGGGCCGGCAGAAGGAUCUGCCCGGGCCUCAGGAUCGCUCUCCUACUCCUCGAGUACUUCGUCGCCAACCUCGUAGCGGCCUUCCACUGGAAAGAGGUGGAACCGGGCGACGUUGAUGUCACCUCCGAGGACGUUCGGGUCAGCAUCCUCAUGGGGAAGCCGCUCCGGGCGCGCCUGCUUGCAAGACUGCCUGCUGCACCGUGAUGAUGAUGGGUGACAGUAGUGUGACACUGCUCCAUCUAUGGAUCCACGCACCGACAUGAACGGACGAGACGACGACGACGAUGCUUUUAAUUUCUUCUUUUCCUCAUCACCGUCAUCAUGGUCUGUCCUUUUUCUUUGUAUGCAUGCAUGUACACGACAGAGUGUAUGUAUAUAUGCAUGUAUCUCAGUGUCUCACCAAAUAAUUAAUGCGAAUAAAGAUCAAGAACAUAACAUAUUUGUUCUUGCUUGAUAGACUCACCAUA
This is a messenger RNA of Zea mays, 1891 nucleotides long. Its product is annotated as cytochrome P450 89A2. The record is from RefSeq and is a predicted model, not a curated record. The transcript has a single exon. Bases 6 to 1628 code for a protein of 540 amino acids. Gene Ontology annotation, molecular function: oxidoreductase activity, acting on paired donors, with incorporation or reduction of molecular oxygen, NAD(P)H as one donor, and incorporation of one atom of oxygen; iron ion binding; heme binding. Lineage: Eukaryota; Viridiplantae; Streptophyta; Magnoliopsida; Poales; Poaceae. Gene Ontology annotation, cellular component: membrane.